Thamnophis elegans (Western terrestrial garter snake) is the source of this 5064-nucleotide messenger RNA. RefSeq names its product transforming growth factor beta induced (gene TGFBI). The transcript has 17 exons. Lineage: Eukaryota; Metazoa; Chordata; Lepidosauria; Squamata; Natricidae. Gene Ontology annotation, molecular function: cell adhesion molecule binding. Gene Ontology annotation, biological process: extracellular matrix organization; cell adhesion. Bases 124 to 2151 code for a protein of 675 amino acids. The record is from RefSeq and is a predicted model, not a curated record. Gene Ontology annotation, cellular component: extracellular matrix.
UCUUAUUUAACGGCGGCUCUUUCCUUUCUUACAGCCUGCUGUUUCCCCGUCCGGCGCUGCCCCGUUGCUCGCCUGGGAGUGAAGAAUCAGUCGCCGAUCUCUCAGCUUCGGGACUCCUUCGCGAUGCGCACCGGGCUGCUUUUCUCCUUGGCGCUGUCUCUGUGGCUCACCAAUGCCUGGGCGGCCAGCCGAGCCCCCUACCAACAGAUCUUGCAGCACAGCCGAAUCCGGGGCAGGCAUCAAGGCCCCAAUGUAUGUGCUGUGCUGAAACUCAUUGGAACCAACAAGAAAUACAUGCCGAAUUGCAAACUGUGGUACCAGAAGAAAAUAUGUGGAAAAUCAACAGUUGUCGCUUAUGAAUGUUGCCCUGGAUAUGAAGAAGUUCCCGGAGAAAAAGGCUGCCCAGCUGCUUUGCCACUUGCCAAUCUUUAUGAGACACUUGGAGUUGUCGGAGCCACCACCACUCAGAUCUAUUCUGCCAGCUCUAACCUGAGUGCUGAAAUCACAGGGCCUGGCAGCUACACAAUCUUUGCCCCCACCAAUGAGGCCUGGGCGUCAUUGCCUGCUGAAGUGUUGGAUUCGUUGGUGAGCAAUGUCAAUAUUGAGCUGCUAAAUGCUCUGCGAUAUCACAUGGUGAAUAAACGAAUCCUAACUGAUGAGCUAAAACACGGACUUUCUCUCCCUUCAAUGUACCAGAAUAUUGACAUCAAGAUUCAUCAUUACCCAAACGGAAUUGUGACUGUGAACUGUGCUAGAUUACUGAAGGCUGACCAUCAUGCUACCAAUGGAGUAGUCCAUCUGAUAGACAAAGUCAUUUCUACAACUUCCAACAGUAUCCUGCAAUUUAUAGAGAUUGAAGAAAGUCUUGAAACUCUUAGGGCUGCUGUGGCAGCGGCUGGUCUCAAUAAUCUUUUAGACAAUGAAGGUCAAUUUACAUUAUUAGCGCCAACCAAUGAAGCUUUUGAGAAGAUUCCUAAAGAAAUGCUUAACAGGAUUCUGGGAGACCCAGAAGCUUUGAAAGCACUACUGAACAACCACAUUUUAAAAACAGCUAUGUGUGCUGAAGCUAUUAUUGCCGGUUUAUCCAUGGAAACCCUAGAGGGUAAUAUGUUGGAAGUAAGCUGUAUUGGCAAUCAGCUGAUUCUCAAUGGAAAGUCGAUCAUUGCCGACAAGGAUGAAAUGGCCACAAAUGGAGUGAUACACAUGGUCAAUGAGCUUCUUAUCCCAGACUCUGCUAAAACUCUGCUGGAGUUGGGAAAGGAAUCCGAUGUUUCAACAUCUAUUGACCUUUUUAGACAAGUUGGUCUCGGUUCACAUCUUACUGGGAAUGAGCGUUUGACAGUCCUGGCUCCUAUCAAUUCUUUCUACAAAGAUCACAGUCCUUCACCAAACAGAAAUUUGCUCCAAAAUCAUAUAAUCAAAGAGCAGCUUUCUUCUAAAUACCUUUUCCAUGGGCAGAAGCUAGAAACUUUGGGUGGCAAAGAACUGAGAGUAUUUGUGUACCGCAAUAAUCUCUGCAUAGAAAAUGCCUGCAUUGCUGCUCAUGACAAGAGAGGAAGAUUUGGUACCGUGUUUGCUAUGGACAAAAUGCUAAGUCCCCCUAUGGGAACUGUGAUGGAUGUGCUCAAAGCAGAUGACCGCUUCAGUACCCUGGUGGCUGCCAUCCAAUCUGCAGGCCUCACUGAAACACUGAAUAGGCCAAGAUCCUUCACAGUGUUUGCACCGACAAAUGAAGCUUUUCAAUCCAUGCCUCAGAGGGAGCUGAACAGACUUAUGGGUAAUGCACAAGAACUUGCCAACAUCCUGAAGUACCACAUUGGGGAUGAAAUUUUAGUGAGUGGAGCAGUUGGUGCUGCUGUAAGAAUCAAGUCUCUGCAGGGUGAUAAACUGGAAGUCAGCUCUAGAAACCACAUAAUAAACAUCAACAAGAUGCCUGUUGCUGAAGCCGAUAUUAUGGCCACCAAUGGUGUGAUUUAUGCAGUCAAUAGUAUCUUACAACCCCCAGCUUCUAGGCAUAAUGAAAGAGGUGAUGAACCCGCAGAUCCUUCUCUUGAAAUCUUCAAGCAUGCUUCUGCAUUAUCCAAGAUUUCGCUAAUGGAUGCUCGACUCGCUCCUGCGUAUUCCAGAUUGUUAGCCAGGAUGAAACAGUAAAGUGACAGCAAAUCUACAUGUCAAGCACAAUCAAGGGUUCAGUUGAUUUUUACUGUGGAAAGCAAAGCCUAAAUUUAAACGGAACAAAACGCCACCAUGUAGGUGGGAUGUAUCUUAAUACAGAGGUUAUCUUCUUUUUGAAGUGAAAUAAAAGAAAGAAAAUAAAAGCCAUAUAGCCAGACACAGCCAAACACACCCAUCACUUUAUAAGAUUACUUUGUCCUCAAUAGUAGCGGAUAAUUUAGGAAAUAUCUAUUCCAAAAUUAUUUAGGUCAUAUGAGCUUAAGCAAAAACCCUAGUAUAUGUAGGUGCUAUCAAGAAAAGAAACCAGGUAUCAUAUACUAAGCUCAUCCAUUAAACUAUUAGUCCAAUGCCUUUUGCUUCACUGGACAAAAGUUGCCCUAGUUUUCAAAGGAACAGCUUCCCUGUGUUUUCUGAUAGAACUAGUGUCAGUGCCUUAGAUCUUAUGUAUAUAACCUUGCUCAGUUCCAGUGAAUAGGUUUCCUCCAUAAAUUAUUUUUUUCAGUGGUUUCUACGAUUUAUUUGGACUUUAGCUGAGAAAAUGAAGACAUUGAGCACUUGGUCUAAAUAAUUCUCAGGUUGGCUUCCAUUUUGUUUGUCUAUAUUCUCUCUGGAGACUAAAUUGCAAUCCUUAAAACUAUACUUUCAUAUUCACUUCUAAAACAAUUGCUAGAGAUCAAGAGCCUAAACUAUUUUUAUGUUCUUAAGUCCAAUGGGGUGAAUGGUCUUUUUUUUUUGUAAGGUUCAAACAAUAGGAUUUUGCUUCUAUAUAGUUUUGUCAAGGAAUAUUUUUGGAUAGAGUCAGAGAGCCAUUCAUGUACAUUUACUGUAUACUGGCGGAAUCAUUACUUUCUCUUUACAUAUUGGGAAUCUUUAAAUUGUAAUGCUCUUUUUAAAAUUGCACUCUUUUUAAACAAAAAUACUGUAGAAUAAACUUUGGGUUUAAGAUUCUAUCUCUAUUUCUGGUUUGAGGCUCACAAUCUUCCCAUCUCUACAAUUUGACCUUCUUCAUAGGUGUCUGGAUAGGGGAAGGGAGGCAAGAGGGGCAAAAAUGACAAAAUGUGCAUUAUGACCUGAUGAUGCACAACUCAUGGGUUUUGUCUUACAUACCUUACACACAUUUCAUAACAGUUUUGCCAUUGACUGUGGUAGAGGAUCUCAAUGACCCUCUUUGUGCCGUUCCAAGGGAUCAUUUGAAUUUUCAGCCCUAGUUAUGUUAUGAAAAGGAAGCCUGAAACUUCAUGAUGAUAAUCAUACCCUUUUCUUCUCAGUUGCAAUAACUUGGAAUUACAUUUGUAUAGACAUAUUUUAUGCAAAGUAAAAUUGAAUUUUGUCAAUUGAAUGUGGCUCUGUCAGUGACAAUCCAAAUCUGGGUUUCUUUCUGCUCUCUCUCUCAUAGUGUGCCAUCUCCAGAUCUGAUUUAAAAAACAACAACCCUUUUAAAAAGAUUAGAAUUCAAAAUGCUUUUGUGAUGUCAUGUGAGGGGCUGUUAUCCAAAGCCACUUUGGCAGGCACAAGGUGUUGCAUAUUUCGACAUAAGCAUUCUGAAAGAUGGUCUAUAAUCUUAUACUGUAUGAUAACCAUAAGCAAGUUCUUUAGCAAGAAUAUGUGGUUUUUAAUUUCUUCCUGGUGCUUUGAAAAUGUUCCAUGCAAUUCUGCAUUUUAACUUUUUUAAAAAAAAUAAAAUAUCCAUUGUUGAUAUCAGGGAAUUUUUAGUGCUCUCUGAGCUUCGUUGUUUGCCUGCAGACAACCAAAAAACAUAAUCAGUGCAAGCAAAACAACCAAUCUCAGAGAUCACCAAUGAUUCCACAGUUCAACUCUCAGCUACAUAUUCUCUCCUGUUACAAUUAGGAACUUUGCAUGAUGCAAGCCACAAUUUGAUCAGUGCUGCUGAUUAGCUUUGAUUUACACAUAUGGUUCUAACUUUAAUACCCUUUGUUCUUUCCACAUGUGAAAAUACACCCUCACAUUUUUUUUAAAAAAGCCAUGGAGUUCUCCCUCAUUAAAAACCUUGGAGUCAACAAUCAAUCUGUAAUAAAAUUUGAGUUUGAACUUAAAUAGAUAAGGUAAAAUUUCUUUCAAGACAAACUUGACCUUUGAACACAGCCAUGUAAUUUUCUUGGCGAUGUGGAUGUGGUUGGUUCAUAAUUAUUACAGAUGAUUCCAGCAUGUUUUGGAGUUUGAGGACAUAAAGAUUUUUAUUUUAGACAUAUGUAACAACACCAUUGUCUUUAUAAUAAUGAAGCUACAGCCUUUACUUUCUUCCCUAAAUCACCAGGAAACCUUGACCUAAGUAAAAGAAAUUGAAUUCGUACUUAUGAAUGUUCAAAUUCAAACAAGUGAAUUUACAUGUGAAAACUAGGAAAGUGAUAGGUUGGUGAGGGGAAGAAACUCCACAUAUAGACUUCACACUCUUCAUUUUGGUGUAUUGAUAUAUUUAGAAUAAGGAGGAAACAUCUGUAGAUUCCACAGUUAUUGUUUAGCUCCCAAGUUCCUAUAUCUCUAAUAACUGGCUAGCCUCUUUGAGGUUGAUAGUGAUUAGAAUUCAAAGAAAUCUAGAGAAUUAUACCUUCCAUACUUUUGGGGGGAAACUUUGGAAAUAUAACAUGUAAUAAAAUUACUGGUUUGUCAUAUAAUUUCAUUAGUAUCACAAAUAUAUCACAAGGAGCUCAAGGUUUCCCCUUUAUAUUACACCAACAACUUUAUAAGAUGAAUUGGAGUGAAAAAUAGUCACCACGAGGGAUAUACUUUCUCAAAAUAAAUACCAGUGGCCACAUUUUUAUUUUUAGAUCUCUUGGCCCAAAUUUCAGUAUCUCUUAUACUUGGCCGGAAAUAGUUGUUGUUGCUUUUUAAAAAAACUUUUUAAGAUAAUAAAAUUAUUAUCUUGCUAAA